Messenger RNA from Meloidogyne enterolobii, 427 nucleotides. Lineage: Eukaryota; Metazoa; Nematoda; Chromadorea; Rhabditida; Meloidogynidae. The record is from the annotation of a GenBank genome assembly.
UUGGUGUAUUGGUUAAGGCUUCUGAUUCCCGACAUAAGUUGCUGGGGUUCGGUCCCUCUUGCUUCUCUUCUUCUCUAAUUUUAUUUUUUUAGACUUUCCAAAUGAAAAAUGAGAAAAAAAAUUUUUUCUAAUUUUAUUUCUUACUUUUUUAAAGGUUUGCGAGAUGCGUCAAAAACGUUAUAUAGAACAAAAUAGGGGGGAAUAUAUGUUUAGAAUUGAUGUUGAUUGGGUUGUUGAUGCUACUAUGGCUGGUGGAUUAGCUCGUUAUAUAAAUCAUUCUUGUGAUCCAAAUUGUGGCACUAAAAUAUUAACAAUUAAUGACGAAAGUAAAAUUGUUAUAUUUGCAAAUAGACCAAUUAAAGCUGGGGAAGAGUUGACAUAUGACUAUCAAUGUGAGUUUUUAUUUUUAUUAUUAAAUAUUGUAUAG